Octodon degus (degu) is the source of this 2747-nucleotide messenger RNA. RefSeq names its product NPHS2, podocin (gene Nphs2). The transcript has 8 exons. The coding region runs from base 179 to 1336 and encodes 385 amino acids. The record is from RefSeq and is a predicted model, not a curated record. Gene Ontology annotation, cellular component: plasma membrane. NCBI's taxonomy places the organism in Eukaryota, Metazoa, Chordata, Mammalia, Rodentia, Octodontidae.
GGCUCUCCCGCAGGGCUGGCGCCGCGCUAGGUCGCGGGGGCGGGAGGCUCCAGCGCCCCAGGGCAGCCGCGUCGGGCCACGGCCCCGCCCCUCGUCCCUCCCGCGGGCCAGACACCUUCAGGCUCCCCGGGGCUCCCCCGGCACACACACAUCUGUGCGCCAAAGGCUCUGCUGGAGGAUGGAGAGGAAGACGCGGAGCCCCUCCGGGGAGCGCCACCGGGGGCCCAGCGGCCGGGCCUCCCCCGGCGAGAGCCGGAGGGCAAAGGCCGAGAGGAGCCGCGGAGGCCGGGGGCGCCGGCAGGCUGGGCCGGAGCGGCCAGGGCCCCGGCCCGCAGCGAAUCCCGCGGAGCCACGAGCUGCCGCCGCCGCCACCGUGGUGGAUGUGGACGAGGUGCGAGGCUCUGGGGAGGACGGCACCGAGGUGGUGGCGCUGCUGGAGAGCGAGCAACCGGAGGAAGGUACCAAGUCCUCAGGUUUAGGAGCCUGUGAGUGGCUUCUUGUUCUGGCCUCCCUGCUCUUUAUCAUUGUGACUUUCCCUUUGUCCAUCUGGUUCUGCAUAAAGGUUGUACAGGAGUAUGAGAGAGUAAUCAUAUUUCGGCUGGGACACCUGCUUCCUGGAAGAGCCAAAGGUCCUGGUCUGUUCUUCGUUUUGCCUUGCCUAGAUACGUACCGCAAGGUGGACCUUCGUCUCCAGACCUUGGAGAUACCCUUUCAUGAGGUUGUGACCAAAGACAUGCUUAUAAUAGAGAUAGAUGCCAUCUGCUACUACCAAAUGGAAAAUGCAUCUCUUCUCCUAAGCAGUCUUGCUCACGUGUCCAAAGCUGUCCAAUUUCUUGUGCAAACCACCAUGAAGCGUCUCUUAGCCCAUCGAUCACUCACAGAAAUUCUUCUAGAAAGGAAGACCAUUGCCCAAGAUUUAAAGGUUGCCUUGGAUUCAGUGACCUGUAUUUGGGGAAUCAAAGUGGAGAGAACAGAAAUUAAAGAUGUAAGGUUGCCUGCGGGGGUUCAGCACUCACUGGCUGUGGAAGCUGAAGCACAGAGACAGGCCAGAGUGCGGAUGAUAGCUGCGGAAGGGGAGAAGGCUGCCUCCGAGUCCCUGAGGAUGGCUGCUGAGAUCCUGUCAGGUACACCGGCUGCUGUUCAGCUUCGAUACCUCCACACUCUUCAGUCUUUGUCCAUGGAGAAACCUUCCACAGUGGUUUUACCUUUGCCGCUUGACAUGCUAAAUUUCUUGUCCUCUCCCAGCAGUCGAGCUCAAGGAAGCAUCCCCCUUCCAACUUCUGCCAGACCUGUUGAGCCACUAAAUCCCAAAAAGAAAGACUCUCCCAUGUUGUAGAAUAGAUGGGCAAAGUAUACUGCGACUGUCCAGGAUCUGUGUUAGACACAGCUGUCCUCACUUCCUGCCCUUCUUUGGUUGCGGAACGGAACGUCCUUGGAGAGCCUUACGUCACAGUGCAGACACAUACGUGAGAAGACGGUGAGAUGGUGAAGGAUGUUGAAGGUUCCUAACAAGCUAGGUGGAUCAUCUAAGCAAAGGAAUUAUGGGAAAGAGCUUUAAUAUACAUUCUACGGUGGAAUAAAUUUGUUUCUAAACGUGGUCAAUUUUGACUUGUGAAGCCUUAGUUCAAAUGUCCUUUUCACUGUACAGUCUCUGGGGCCUUGGGUGAGGUUUUGGCAGCCUCCGUAUCCCUUUGUUUGAGCCCCUAUCAUUGUGCUUAUCACACUUGAUUGCAACCCUGUAUUUAAGAUUCAGGCUUUGCUCCAGCUCCACUGCCAGCUCUCUAAAGGAGCUGCUCCCACGCCCCAGCCCCCACGACACUCUGUCUUUUAGUUCCCAGUUCCUCAUAGCCAAUCCUGACGGUUACACAGCAGCCACCCUCAGUGUUCCUGAAUAAGUGGAAGAAGAGAUGUGUGCACAUUGAACAUCAAAUUUAUACCCAACGAAAAGAAUGUAAAAGGAAAUCUUUGUAUGCAGAUACCUUAUUUAAUAAAAGGAUAAAAGCGAUAGUCUUUAAACUGAGGAAGAGUCAAUAAAAAUAGGGGCUGAGAGUAAUGUAUUUCAGUAUAGAAUGCGCCAGAUUGCUUAUUUCUUCAAACAGUAUGAGCUAUACUAUACCUGCCUUAGUCUUUUCUGCAUGCUCCUGACUAUUACAUUGUUCUUCAGCAGUAGAUCUACUGGGACCAUGAGCACUCCCGUGCCCUCUAAAAUUCUGGCCUGUGUGUCAGUGCAUUUGCUCAGUAGAGAAUGAGAAUUAAGGAGAGAGUGCAGAAGUCUUAUCUUUUGAAAAGGGGUCAUCAAUUGCACUUCCAGCUUUUUUUGCACUUAGAGAAGCAUUAUAGCAAUAUUGCUGAGAGCUAUAUUAUAAAGAUAUAGUGAACAAUUCCCUGUGAUCUCUCAUCAGAAAAACUACUUUUUUGGGAGACAAAACAAGCCACUCCCAGUCACAACUACAUGUCCAACAGACUGUGGGGAGGACAAGGUAACCAUGGUAAUCCAUCUCCCAUUUUCCAUUCCUGUUGUGUUAAACCUAGGCAAGAAAAAGGAGACUGCUAUCUGGCUGUAACUGUUGCCCACUAUGAGCAGAAACUUUUCAGUACUGCUUUUGCUGUCCUGUGAACCCAAGUGCAUGUGUACUUUGAAACAAAUGCUUGUAAUGUCAUGGUGGGAAUGAAAUAUAGAAGACCAUAUGUACAUGUUCUCAAGUGGUUCAAUUUAAAUAAGGCUGGGAAUGGGAUUGGCAAAAAAA